This is a messenger RNA of Jatropha curcas, 2639 nucleotides long. Its product is annotated as formin-like protein 8. Gene Ontology annotation, biological process: actin nucleation; actin cytoskeleton organization. Lineage: Eukaryota; Viridiplantae; Streptophyta; Magnoliopsida; Malpighiales; Euphorbiaceae. Gene Ontology annotation, molecular function: actin filament binding. The record is from RefSeq and is a predicted model, not a curated record.
UGGGUCCGGAAUCGGAAAGAAAGCUUUGUUUUCUCAUCCUUCACCAUUUAACGCCAUGCGGCAGCUUGGAUGUGAGAGACAUUGAAAAGCUUUUCUUGAUUAUCAUAAUACUGUAUGAUGCCAAGAAACUCCCACAGGUAGAGCUUAACUGUCAAAAGCAAGCGGUAAAAUCCAAAUUAUACAUCGUCAAGAAUAAACAAUGAUCAAACAAUAAUGUCAUUCCAACAUAUAAAGGCUAUAAUAUAGGAAAAUAUCGAGGAAGGACGGCUAAAACUGUCCAAACCAAAUCAUCACCAACACCCAUGAAAUGUUCUUAGCCUGCAACAACAAUACUACUUUACAAUACAAGGGCAUUUUGGUCAUUUCAAAGACCGAGAUCAUACUAAUAUUAAUAGUAACUCAAGACAACAACCAAGUGCAUUGGAAGAGUCAGCAGACAACAUAAUACAGAAUGACAGAAAAUAACAUUUGAAUUUCUUCUGUUAAGCGUAUUAGUCCUCAGGAGAACACUUCGAAUUUCUGAUGAAAAUGGAGUCUCCACCAGUAUUAUCACCCUCAUCAUCAUCGUCGCAUGGAAAAGAAAUAAUCGCUAUUGUUGCCACCGCUGCAAUUACUCUUAUUAUUGCUGCAAUCUUCUUUUUCUGCUAUAGAUAUGUUAGACGCCGGCAGAAAACUAAAAUUGGCACAAGCUUUCAACAAGAUGUGGUGACAUAUGAAGAAUUCAGAAAUUUUGGUGGAAGAGUGAAAGGACUAGUUGUCGAUGAAAAUGGGCAAGAGGUUGUCUAUAUCAAAGAUUUAGAAGAUGGGGAACUUAAAAUCAAUUUGUCAAAGGUUGUGUUGAAUUCUAGCUAUGAAGAAGGAGAAGAAAAUAUGACAGAAAAGAGAACGAGAAAAUGCAAGCUUGAGGAAGUAAAAGAGUGUCAAAGUAAAGUCAUAGAAUCAGUUCAACCAAAUCAACUAGUACAGCUACCUCCACCACCACCCUCUCUAUCAAAGAAAGUUAAAGCACUACCACCACCACCUCCUCCUCCUCCACCACGCCCACUCCCAAUGAUAGUGAAAAGACCUCUUAUACCAUCACCUAGGGCUGAUAAUUUGGUUUCAUCACUAAGACCGCCGCCAUUACCAAGAGGGGACACAAACAACGUUACAAAGAAGAGUUCAGGGCCGACGAGCGGUAGCAAUGUGAAGAAGCUAAAGCCAUUGCAUUGGGAUAAAGUUGUAGCUAAUACUGAUCAUUCAAUGGUUUGGAAUGAGAUCAUCGAUGGCUCUCUCAGAGUUGAUGAUGACCAAAUAGAAACGCUGUUUGGAUACAAAAGUGCUACCGGCAAAACCCAUCAAGGAAAUAAGGCGUCACCAAGUAUUAGCAGUUCCAGUGCUGCCUCUACUCAAAUUUUCAUCCUUGACUCCCGCAAGUCGCAGAACGCAGCAAUUGUAAUAAAAUCACUGGCAAUUUCUCGCAAAGAAAUCCUUGAUGCUAUUCUUGAAGGCCAUGGUCUUCCCAUUGAUAUCCUUGAAAAACUUGUCAGGAUUUCUCCAACCCAAGAAGAAGAAGCCAAAAUUCUCCAAUUUACAGGCAACCCCAGUAAGCUUGCAGAUGCUGAAUCUUUCCUUUACCAUAUCCUGAAAACUGUUCCAUCAGCAUUUUUCCGGAUGGACGCAAUGCUUUUCAGAUCUAAUUAUGAUGCAGAAAUUCUCCAACUCAAGGAAUCCUUACAAACACUUGAAUUGGGAUGCAAGGAACUAAGAACUCGAGGCCUUUUCUUAAAACUUCUCGAAGCCAUUCUCAAGGCUGGUAAUAAGAUGAAUGCUGGGACAACUAGAGGCAAUGCAAAAGGUUUCAACCUUACUGCUCUCAGACAGCUUUCUGAUGUUAAAAGCACUGAUGGCAACACUACUUUACUUCAUUUUGUGGUCGAACAAGUAGCUCGAUCAGAAGGCAGACGACAGUUUAUAAAUGAUAUUAGAAAUAUUGAGAGAAAUGACGGUCAAAAAGGAACAAAUAGCGAUUUAGAUUCAGAUACAAAGGCAGCAGCAGAGGAAGGAAAAGAGUAUGUAUUGCUAGGAUUACAAGCAUUAGGGAAACUGAGAAUUGAAUUUUCCAAUGUAAAGAAAGCCGCUACCAUAGAAUAUGACAGCUUCAUCAGCACAUGCUCUUCUCUUACAACCCGAGUUGUAGAAAUUCAGAUGCUCACUACACGCUGUAGCAAUAGCGACGGAGGCAGUUUUGUGAGAGAAAUGAAAGGAUUUUUAGAGUGCUGUGGAGAGGAGCUAAAGGUGGUGGCGGGGGAGCAAACAAGAAUUAUGGAGCUUGUGAAGAGAACAACAGAAUAUUAUUGCCAAGCAGGAGCUUCAAAACAUGAUAGAGAAAACCUGCUUCAAAUGUUCGUUAUUAUUAAAGAUUUCCUUGACAUGGUUGAUCAAGUCUGUAUAAACAUUUCUAAGAAGUUUCAGAAGAAGAAUAUGGCAGCAGCAAGUGCAGAAUCAGCAUCACCGCCAUUGCCAUCAAUUUCAACUUCAGAAAAAUUCCAAGACUUUCGUUUACAUUUGAUAUCAGAUUCGUCGAGGACUGAAUUUACUAGUGAAUCAGAUGAUGAAUUUUGAAGGCAGUUUAAUAAAGUUCUACGCAAAUUUAAUAU